Messenger RNA from Aureobasidium musti, 915 nucleotides. NCBI's taxonomy places the organism in Eukaryota, Fungi, Ascomycota, Dothideomycetes, Dothideales, Saccotheciaceae. The record is from the annotation of a GenBank genome assembly.
AUGUCGCGGAUAUCUACUUUCGGAAGGGCUGUCAGCCAAUUGGCGACCCCUAAUGUCUCCUCUACCACCUGCAGAUCAUGCCAGCUACGACUCAGCGCCGCCUCGCAACAACGCCAAUUGCAGACCUCCGCUGCUCGACCCGCACUCGCCGACCGCUUCAAGUCUGUCUUUGGCGGCAAGAAGAAGGAAGAGGACUCGACAGAAGUCGCUAGACCUGAAUUAGCAGAAUUCGACGACGGCACACCACGAAAGCCCGACUUCCCUGGAUGGUAUCUACCAAAGGAGAAUCUGCCCGAAGGAUGGGCCAAGACACCGCAAGAGGACACAGCAUACGUUAUGGCAUCUGAGGGCAAGGACUUGGAACACGUUGGAAGUGAGAAGUGGCUCGAGCAGCAGUUCGACGACAAACCAAAAUACAAGGNNGGUACAAAGCACAUCACUCUGGCCAUACAGGGACUCAUGCUGACGUUUCGCAGAUGGGCAAGAGUAAAGAAGACCAACGGAUUAUCCCCCAAGGAUGCUGGAGAGCAAGUCCUGAAGGCCGCAAAGGAGGCCGGCCUCAAGGUGGACCAAAAGGGUUUGGAUUCUGCAGUAACAGAGAUCAAGGACAAGUUCAAGAUUCCAGACAUCGUCAUGCACAGAGCAACAACACUUAAGGACUUCCAACAAGCCAUUCUCACAAAGCCCAAGCCCAAGAAGUUGGCCUUCACCCUCUUAGCCAACGAGGAGUUGAUGGCAAACCGCAACAUUCAGGUUCGCGGAGGCCGUCAAACAUCGGUUCACAAGGACAGAGCCGUUGGCAGGUGGAAGCUGAUUGAGGAAGAGCUUAUCAACAAAGGCUUGCCUGUAUUUGGACAUGGAAUCAAAGCCAACAGAGGCUUCCAGACUGAAGAAGUCAAAGACCAAACCGCAUAA